Molecule: messenger RNA, 1216 nt
Organism: Anguilla anguilla (European eel)
Lineage: Eukaryota; Metazoa; Chordata; Actinopteri; Anguilliformes; Anguillidae
Gene: ncaldb
Product: neurocalcin delta b
Exons: 5
Coding region: 417-998 (193 amino acids)
Biological process (GO): calcium-mediated signaling
Cellular component (GO): cytosol
Molecular function (GO): tubulin binding; actin binding; calcium ion binding
Source: RefSeq, a predicted model, not a curated record
AUCGUGACGUCAUCAAACGCGUCUCUGUAUUUUUGUACAACUAUGCAAAGCAAAAAGAGACAAGGAUAGGAAGCGGUAGGCUACAGUAUUUUCUUGAUCAACGAACUCAGGUAAUGCGGAACGUCAGUACGUACACCUUUUAACAGUUCAUCUAACUCUCCGUUAAUGGCAGUCCGACACCAAGCAUACAAUCUCCCAGUAGCCUCGGCUGAAGACCGGAAGGCUCCGUAGGCCCCUCCUCCGAGGCUGCAGCGAGGCGAACCCCGCCCCCCUCCGGAUCGGUCGCGUCGGGCUGCCGUAGAGAGAGAGAGCGCCGCUGCGUCUCCCUGCGAGUUCCGGAGCCGACGCCCAGGGGUGGAGCCAGCCCCACCGCCCCCACGGUGUGACCCCCAAUCAGCUAAAACUAAGACGCAGACAUGGGGAAGCAGAACAGCAAGCUCCGCCCAGAGAUGGUGCAGGACCUGGUGGACAGCACGGACUUCACCGAGCACGAGAUCCAGGAGUGGUACAAGGGCUUCCUGCGGGACUGCCCCAGCGGGGCCCUCUCCCUGGAGGAGUUCAAGAAGAUCUACGGCAACUUCUUCCCGUACGGCGACGCCUCCAAGUUCGCCGAGCACGUCUUCCGCACCUUCGACGCCAACGGCGACGGGACGAUAGACUUCCGGGAGUUCAUCGUCGCGCUGAGCGUCACCUCGCGCGGCCGGCUCGACCAGAAGCUCAAGUGGGCCUUCAGCAUGUACGACCUGGACGGCAACGGCUACAUCAGCAAGUCCGAGAUGCUGGAGAUCGUGCAGGCUAUCUAUAAGAUGGUGUCCUCGGUGAUGAAGAUGCCGGAGGACGAGUCCACGCCCGAAAAGAGAACUGACAAGAUCUUCCGCCAGAUGGACACCAACCGUGACGGGAAGUUGUCCCUGGAGGAGUUUGUGGAGGGAGCGAAGAACGACCCGUCCAUCGUGCGCCUGCUCCAGUGCGACCCGAGCAGCGCCGGCCAGUUCUAACCCCCCGGCUUCCGGACGCGUCUGAGAUCGCCGCGCUUUUAUUUAUUUAUAAAUCUUUCAUUUCUUUUAUUCUUGCUUAUUGAUUCUUAAUCUGACCCCCAUAGUGAGCUAGCGCAGGGUCUCAUGGGGCCUGCGUGCACACAAGGUACUGGAGUAGCAGAGCUGGCUGCUGAGUGAGGGGCACACACACGCACGCACACACACACACACUCUCACAC